AUGUCUCGAUUUUCACCACUAGAUUUUCGUCUGAUGGCUAUGUCUCAGUUUCAGAUCUUAGCAUCUCUGUGUCAAACAGCGACAUGGACUAUUAGUAAUGAUAUCAAUCAAUUUCUAGCACAACAAAUGGUUACCAGUCAAGCUGUGUCACGUGAAGUAUUCGAGGCUCAAGUUGUAGCACUGAUCGAACAAAUGCAAACGACAACAGUAGCAAAUGUGCAAUACAUCGAUCAGCUGGUGUCCCAGAUUAUUGCCGGCAGUCAAAUUAUGUCAGCUUUGAAUAACAAUCGUUACCUCAUCCAGAAUCCGUUAUUGUCGAGUUUCAGCAUUAAACACGGAGCCUAUUUAGUUGGAAAUUAUGCUAUCAGCAACGCCUCCAAUCCAAGUUAUAUCUAUUGCGAUUGUACGUUCAUGACAAACUGUACUUAUCAAGCUGGUUACUACAACUAUUCCAUUCGUCCUCCACAGGGUGAGACCACUUUAUAUAAGCCCUCGCCACCACCUAUAUUUAUCGUGCCUGGUAUGCUAGUUGGGUGCCUGCCUCAUGAUUCAAUACUUCAGUCAACACUGGAAUGUUUUUAUAAUCGUUCAUGUCUCGAUCUCAUUGGUAUCUCGCAAACAACCAUCCCACUCAAUGCGACUGCUCCAUCUCGCUUUCGAGUCAAUACAACCGUCAAUGCUAUGUUUGAGCAGCUUUUCGUUGAAACGUGGCAAAAUUCGAGUAAUUUCACUAGUUACUACAAUGCAUGCCAUCCGAAAACAUGUUCCUACACCUAUACACAACGUGGUAAUUUUCUUUAUGCAAUGACGAUGCUGCUUAGUCUCAUCGGAGGUCUCACAACAAUACUCGGUAUUCUUGUUCCUCUUCUCGUACAAUUCUUUCGUCGUCUACUAGUUAAAUGCCGAGGUGAUACAAUUCCUACAAUAGAAAAUGAUGCUGCAGUGUCAUCAGUAAAUACGGCACAAAAUUCGAACGAUGUCAGUUUUUUUGCUAGUGAUUUUCGUGGAGGUUCCGGUUCUAGUCUAUUUUAUCUAUUGAAAACAUUGUGUGGAACAGCCAAAACAACUGUUGUCAAUGCCGCAGCUGUUUUCGGCGGUACAAAACUAGCUUCUAUUCAAUACGAUGAAUUUCUCUCGAUUUCACCUCGUUUGCAUCAAGUAUGUUCUAGCGAUUUUGUUGCAGAACAAUGGUGGGGUUUUCUCUGGGGAACGGAUUCUGUGAGCAAUUUUCGGGAUCUUCAACUUCUUAGCAUUCAGUUUCGUGUUCUUGCAUCAUUAUGUACAUUAACACAGCAGUCUAUCGACAAUGACAAAAGUGCAUUCCUUACCAAUAAAUUAGUCACUCUAGAAGUAAUCUCAUUCAGCUCAUUUCAAGCUCAAAUUGAUUCUCUUACAGCUACAUUUAUUGCUCAAACACCAGACAAAUUUCGCCGUACUCAAUCGUUCAUUCAUGAAACAUUUCGCGCAAAUCAGCUGCUGGUUGUAUCUGAAACAAAUUGGCAAUUAGCUUUCACAACUGCAGCAGAUAAUUACGUCAUUGCCACUGUGCCACGUAAUUCAUUUGGAACUAAUUACUCAUGUAUUACAUCAUUAGACAGUUUCUCACGACCAUUAUAUAUUGAUGCGAAUUAUAACACAACAGUAUUACCUGGUGUGGUGGCUAGCUGUAUACCAGUUGAUGGUAUUCGUUUGUCUACUCUAGAAUGUUUCUUUAAUUCAAAUUGUAUUCUUAACUUGACAAACAUUGCAUCCAAACGCACUACCACUAUUUGGAUUGCCAAACCGCUCAAUGCUUCAACACCUAGUAUUUAUUCAUUGAAUACCCUCAUAGGCAACCUCGUUGAUAGUUUAUUCGUGGAAGAUUGGGGUGUUAAAAGUAAUUAUUCAAGCUACUUUGCUUUCUGUGCUCCGCAUUCGUGUUCAUACGAAUACAUUGAUCAUAACACAAUACUCUACAUAAUCACAACUGUACUUGGACUGUAUGGUGGUUUGGUAGUGAUUCUUCGUUUUAUUGUCUGGUAUGGAUGGCGUAUGUAUCGAAAGAUAAUAGGAUGGAUGCAAAUCGCUCCUCGUUUAACAUCACCACGAGUAGUUCCUUCUCAACCAACCAUCAAUAUUGAAUGA
Messenger RNA from Adineta steineri, 2124 nucleotides. The record is from the annotation of a GenBank genome assembly. Lineage: Eukaryota; Metazoa; Rotifera; Eurotatoria; Adinetida; Adinetidae.